AUGGAAGAGGUGACCUUUGCCUCCUGGGCCGUUCAGAGGAGAGACCCCAUGUCGGCCCAAAUCGUAGAGGGCACCGUGAAGGACUGGAACCAGUGGCAGGCGGAGUUCAGAGGUCAAAUCCGGGCUCUGCGACACUGGCUCAAGAACAUGGAGCGGCAGCUGCCCCCCGUGGGCCCUGGGCUGCAGAGCGAUAGCCAUUCCAGCUCAGACCAGGAGUCCAGCCUGGACAGGUGGAACGCAUUCAAAAAGAAGAGUGUGUGUGCCUUGGCCCCCAAAGAUGACACCGCCGAUUCCGAGACCUUCCAUCAGAGUCUGGAGACGCUCCUGGUGUGGGUGUCUGACAUAGAGGAGCUCAUAGCCAACCAGAGGCCUCUUUCUUCAGAGGUGAAGGUGGUUAAGGCACAGCUGCAGGAGCAGAAGCUCUUGCAGCGCCUCCUUGAGGACAGGAGGCCGAACGUGGAGUCGAUGUUGGCGGAGGGACCACGGCUUGCCGAGUUGUUCCAGGAGACCGUCAAGGAGCCGGCGACGAGCCGGAUAUCCAGCCUGCGGGUCAAAUGGGAGGCUUUGCUUCUUCACGCAGAGACCAGGCACGCCAGGCUGGAGCAGAUCCUGCCCAGGGCACAGCACUUUCAGGAGGCCAUGGACCGCUUCCAGCGCUGGCUCAUCGCCACGGAGCAGAGCCUGUCGGAGCUGCGUGCCGCCGAGAGGGGGAUGGGUCGCAUCCCGGAGGCUGCCGUGCGUGCAAAGGCUGCCGCUGAAGAAAUCCAGUCCAAAAGUGCUGAUCUGGAAGACGUCCGGCAGCGAGGCCACGAACUCAUGGAGAAGAUAUCAGGAGAGGAGUCUGAGUUGGUCCAGGAGAAGUCCGACAGCCUGAGGCUCAGGUACUCGGUGCUCAGCCUGAGCGGCGCCGACGUCCAGCAGAGGCUUGAACAGGCCCUGGAGGCCUCCCGCCGCUGCACCUCCAGCCAGGAGGAGCUGCACCUGUGGCUGGGCAGGAUCGAGCGAGAGCUGGUGGGGCUCGGCGGGCAGCCGCCAUCCGGCGACGGUGGGCUCUGCGGCGCCGAGAGGCUCAGGCUGGAGGAAGCCGUGCAGAAGGAGUUGUCCUGGUUUGAGGCCACAGCCCAGAGGCUGGAGGAGAUGAGCAGCAUCACCCUGGACCCCAAUGUCAUCUCAACGCAGCUCUACGACCAGAAGAUUCUCGCCGUGGAGAUUCUCCAGCACAGAUUUAACAUCGAGAAGAUGGUGAAGGUCUCGGAAAUUCUCCACGGUUACAGCGAGGAAGGAGAAGCCGAGCAGCUGCAGUCGAACCUGGACGUCCUGCAGGCGAAGUGCCAGGAGGUUUCGACCACCAGCUCUCAUGUGGUGCUGCAGCUGGAGCACGCUCAGUCCCUCCUGGCACAGUUUUCGGAGAGCUACGCCGAGGUGUCGCCGUGGUUACAGGAGACGCAGGCUCUCGUUGGCCAGCUGUCGCUGAGCACCGUCACUUACGAGGCCUUCCGGAAGCAGCAGGAGCUCCUACAGGGUCUCAGGGAGUCCAUCGCAGAACACAGGCCCCUGAUCUCGCGCCUCUGCUCUGUAAGUCGGCGGCUCGCCGAGCUGAGCCCCGUCCAGGGGGAGGAGUUUCGGCGCCGAGCCACGGAAGCUGAGGAAUGGCACUGCGCUGUGAGGGACAGGGUUCGAGAGGCUGCUGGGCUGCUGGAGGAGUCGCUGCCACGGUACACCCAGCUGAGCGAGAGGAUGGCCGUUCUCGGAGAGACCCUGGAGCGUCUGCGGAACCGGCUGCAGUCCACCGCUGCCCUGCACGGCCAGACCUCGCGCAUCCAGGAGCAGCUGCAGGAGAACCGGCUCGCUCUGGCCGAGCUGCACAAGCUGGAGCUGGACCUGGGGGGCAUCGGGGAGCAGGCGCAGGAGCUCCUGGGCAGCACGCAGCCCGCCGGCGCCGGCUCCCUCGGCGCAGCCAUACAGGAGCAGGUGGCACACUUGACACAGCAGCUGGGAGCGGCUCGCACCCAGGCUCAGGACCGGGAGAAGUGGCUACGCCACCUGCUGGAACUGGCGGCCAAGUUCUGGGGCGAGGUGAACGACCUGACGGUUUCGCUGAACGACAUGCAGCAGGCCGUCCUUGACCUGAACGGCAACGGCUCCGACCCGGAGGUGAUCCGACAGAACCUGGAGAGCAUGCAGACCCUUCGAGAGGAAAUCGAUAACCUGCAGGGUGACCUGGACGCCCUGGGCGUCCUGGGAAUGGACCUGAUGUCAGCGUGCGGUGACGUCGACAAACCAGAUGUGACCAAGAGUUUAGAUGAGCUUUACGGCACGUGGAACAAUCUGAGCAAGCUGUGGACGGAGUGCCAGCGGAAGAUGGAAGCCUCCCAGCAGAUGGCGCUGCAGUACCAGGACACCAUGCUGGGCCUCUUUGAAUGGCUGAAGUCUGCAGAGCUGAGGUCCACCGAGGAGUUUCUGGUGGAAACCGACCUGGAGGCUGUAAAGCAGCAGCUGUGUGACCUUAAGGCGUUCAAGCGGGAGCUGUACCAGAAGAAGAUCGAGAUGGAGAGCUUGAACCAUCGCUUCGUGUGUCGGCUGCCCCCGGGCUGCGAGAGGCCGGACUCCGAUUCGCCGCUGGAGGACUUCCGUCUGCGUUGGGAGGGCCUGGAAGGGGAGACAGUGAGCAGACAGCACCAGCUGGAGUGCGCUCUCCUGGGCCUGGGGCAGUUCCAGAACACCCUGGACGAGCUGCACACCUGGCUCUCGCACACGGCGGACCUCCUGCAGGGCUCCCGGCCACUCAGCAUCGACCUGCAGGUCUGCGAGAUUGAACUGGCCAAACACAAGGUUUUGCGCAAUGACGUGAUGUCACACGCGCGAACCGUCGAGUCCCUGAACCGGGCUGGCCGGGAGCUGCUGGAGGCGGGGUCUGGAGACAGUCCUCAUGGGCCGCAAGCCCAGCUGGAGCAGCUCAACGAGCGCUGGGAGUUUGUCCGCUGCGAGACAGAGAGGAGGCAGCUGGAGCUGGAGAACAACCUGAGUCAGGUCCAGGAUGUGAUGCUGGAGAUCCAGGACCUUCUGCAGUGGCUGGAGAGCACAGACCUGAGGCUCUCCUCAUCCCGGCUGGUGUGGGGCCUUCCUGAAACGGCCACUGAGAGACUCAGCGCCCACCUGGAGCUGUGCAAGGAGAUGGAGUCCAAGCAGCACAGCUACACCAACGUGAGGAGCACCAUCCACAGGUUGCUGGACAACCAGGACGUGGCCAGGGGCUCCAACACAGAGCACAGCCUGUGCAUCCUGGAGCAGAAGUGGGAGAGCGUCCACAGCAAAGUGCAGGACAGGAAGGUGAAGUUGACCGAGGGUCUGAGUCUGGCAAAGGAGUUCCACAGGACCAUUCAGGACCUUCUGACCAGGAUGGCCCAGAGCGAAGAGGCCAUCGGCACCCUGUCUGCUCCCAGCUACAUCCUGGACACGGUCUGUGCCCAGCUGCAGGACCACAGGGUGCUGGUGGGGGAGGUGCAGGCCUUUGCCGAGAAGGCGGCAGCUGUGGAGAGCACUGCCUCGCAACUCAAGGAGCACAGCAGGAAGGAAGACUCCAGCGUGGUCCAGAACCUUCUCACCACCGUGCAGGACCGCUACGAGAAGCUCCAGCAGCGCACCGCGGAGCGCGGCAAGGCGCUCGAGGAUGUAAAGAAGCACGCUAAACAGUUCAACGAGUCAUGGCGCCUCCUGCUGGACUGGAUGGUGGAGGUGGAGCAGACUCUGGACACGCAUAAGGAGGUCGGCGUGUCUCACGAGGAGAUCAAGCAGCAGCUCGCCGAGCAGAAAGAAUUCCAGAAAGUUCUGCGGCUGAAGCGGCCCAUGUACGAGGCCACCCUGAAGAACGGCCGCGCGCUCUAUGAGAAGUCCCAGAGCCCUGCGGACCGGCAGCAGCUGGAGGACCUCAUGGCCGAGCUCCGAGACUCAUGGGAUACGAUCAGCGGGAAGUCCAUGGAGAGGCAGCACAAACUGGAAGAGGCGCUGCUGUUUUCGGGCAGAUUCACAGAUGCCCUUCAGGCCCUGAUGGACUGGCUGUUCAGGGCGGAGCCACAGCUGGCUGAGGACACGCCUGUCGGCGGGGAAAAGGACCUGGUCAUGGACCUUAUCGACAAGCACAAGGUGUUCCAGAAGGAGCUGGGGAAGAGGGCCGCCUGCAUCAAGACGCUGAAGCGAUCCGUGAGGGACGUGACCAAGAGCAGCACGACCGACAGCCGCUGGCUGCUGGAGCAGAUGGAGGAGCUCGAGGGUCGCUGGGAGGCCGUGUGCCGGCUCUCCGUGUCCAAGCAGGCCCGGCUAGAGGACGCCCUCAGACAGGCCGAGCAGUUCGAUCACCUGGUCCACUCCUUCCUGGAGCGCCUCUCGGACAUGGAGAGGAAGCUGAAGUACGGGCCCGUUCCCGAGGAGGAGGAAGCCCUGCUGGCUUUCCACAAGCAGCACCAGGAGUCCAUGGACUUGCUGCAGGGCCAGGGGGCAGAGCUGCUCGCUAUCCGCUCCCUGGGGGAGGAGAUUCUGUCCGCCUGCCACCCGGACUCCGUCAUCACCGUCAAGUCCUGGAUCAGCGUCACCAAGACUCGCUUUGAAGAGGUGCAGGCGUGGGCCCAGCAGCAGGGGGAACGGGUCAGGGGCAGCCUGUCGGCGCUCGAGGCCGAGAAGGAGGAGGUGCAGAGGCUCCUCGACUGGAUCUCCUCGGCCGAGGAGUCUCUGGCCCUCAGGGAGCAGGAGACCCUUCCGGAGAGCAUGGAGGCCACAGAGGAGCUCAUCGCUCAGCACGCGGAGUUCAUGGAUGAGUUGAACCGGAAGCUUCCGGAGCUCGAAAGCGUCACCAAGUCGUGUAAAACGAAGCUGGCCCCAAAAGCGCACACCGUGUCGCCGUGCCGCAAAACGCCAACGAAGCGGAAGGGCACCCUGAAGCUGCAACCCCCUACGUCCCUGCCCCUGGAGGGCCUGGAGCCCCAGAGUCCCCUCCUGUGUCAACUGGUUGGCUGCUGGAAACAGCUGUGGGUGCAGGCGCUGGCCAGACAAAGCCGACUACAGGAACACCAGCAGAAACUGCGAGAGAUGGAGGAAUUUGCCAAGUUCGACUUUGGCCUCUGGCGGAAACGUUACACGCAGUGGAUCAGCCACCUGAAGUCUCGCAUCCUGGACGUCUUCCGAGGCAUCGACAAGGACCAAGACGGCCGCAUCAGUCAGAAGGACUUCAUCGAGAGCGUGUUGGCCUCCACAUUCCCCACCAACUCUUUAGAAAUGGCAGCUGUGGCCAACAUCUUCGACAUCAAUGGGGACGGCUACAUUGACUACUACGAGUUUGUGAGCACCCUCCAUCCCAACAGGGAUCCGUACCGAAGGACUCUGGAUGCCGACCAGAUCAACGAAGAGGUGAGUCGACAGGUGUCCCAGUGCAACUGCCCCAAACGCUUCCAGGUGGAGCAGAUCAGCGCCAACCGUUACAGGUUCGGUGACUCCCAGCAGCUGCGCAUGGUGCGCAUCCUGCGCAGCACCCUCAUGGUCCGAGUGGGCGGUGGCUGGACGGCGCUGGACGAGUUCCUGGUCAAGAACGAUCCGUGUCGAGUGAAGGGACGCACCAACCUGAAGAUCAAGGAGAAGUACCUGUCGUCCGGCACGUUCGGAACCUCCCGGAAGGGCAACGGCUCGUCCAAGCCGCUGGCCGUGAGCCGCUCCAACUCCAGCCUCAGUCUGUACAGCACAGCUUCAGCCCCGAGCAGCCCCCUGACCCGCAAGUCUGUCCUGAGGAGAAGCCUCUCUGGGGACAGGUGCCCCAGGCCAAGGAGCUCCAUUGCGGCCCUGGGGACAGAGUUGCAGUUCACCUCCCCCGGAGACAACAGCUCGCCAUCCCCGCAAGAAGAAGCCGAGCGGCCCCCCACAUGACCCCCCCCGGACCUCCGUGAGACACCCGGACACCAGGCCGGAUACGGCGCGUGGAGCUCAGUGGAGCGCAGGGGCCCGACACGGGUCACCUGGAGCCCCUGUACAGACUGACGACGGACAGGCCCAAGUCCCGCCUCUCCGCACACUACCGGCACGACUCAAAUCCCAACAGCGGGCCGUCCGCUGGGGGAGGCAGCUGUUUGUGCCUCUGUAACCUCCUACAGACCGCUGGUCUGGUCUGUGACUUUAGUUUGCGGGACCCCAGCAGCGUAUUGUCCGCGGAAGCGGACCGAUGUGUUGGAUUGUGCAGCAUGGAUGACGACGACGGCAUGAGUUAGAAAACGAAUAUAUCUGUAGAGGCCUGCACUUAUUGUCCAUUAUCCAUUGUAUAUUACCUUCUAACGGGUCCGUCGGCUCAGCCGCAUCGCCGCGGCAAGGGCACGAAAACCUCGUCCAGGUGUCGGCCCGGUGUUCAUGCAACGUUCCUGGAUCCGAAUGUUGAUGUUCACCUACCAGCCUUGACACCUGGCGUCCAGAAUUCUAAUCUCUCUCCAUAUUCUUUAUGUGUGCCUUCAAAGUAUUUCGCAUGUAUAACCUCCACCACCUUGAGCAUGGCGCAACGUCCCGAGAAUCUGCUUUUUUGUCGCUAAGCUGAGAACCGAAUGAGAACAAAUUACCAACGUUUUGGUUUUGUUUCGUUUUUAUAUCUAUAUCCUCCGGCUCUUGUGUAUUCUCAGCGAGAACUUGUGCUUGGGUGCAUAAGCUCGACACACUCAGAGUGUUUCUGUGCUGUAUUUGAGAGAAGGGAUGGACGCGAAUGCAGGAACGUGGAAGCGCCACAAUCCACCAUGUGCUCCGGCAGGCGACCACAGCGGGAUCUCCUGGCUGAGCGAUCAAUAUAAGUAGCAUAAAUAUCCAUUAUUACACACCAUGUUGAAAACCAAACGCGCGAAUCUUGUCAAUGUGUUUGUCUUCUCAGGAUGAGGCCUUCUGUUUCUGACAAGUCAGACUAUACAGUAGCUUCUCGAACCUCGGACACGCGUUGACGGCAUACGGGUUUUACUUCCGAUCCGGGUGGCGGCACGAAGCGCAAGGCUUCGCGAUCCGUCACGUGAACUUUAAACAGACAUCCGGUGUGGGACCUGCCGGAUUUCCCUUCGGCAUUGCUCCUGAGGCCGGUGCUCUGUUGUCUGUAUGACGCCACCGAGGUAAAAAAAAACCCAACAUCGCUACUGAGAAUUUACUCUUGACACCGCUGGGACUCAGAUUCCCCUUCUGAGCACUGAAUUCCUGGUGGGAGGAGAGAUGGGGCGAUGUGACGCGACUCUUUCUGUUCCAUGACCCUCUAUGCAUCUGGUAUUGCUGCAAAUGGGAAAGGAGAUGUUCCCUCAUCCAGCCCCCAGUCCUGAAUCUAACCCAGUGUAAAUGUAGAGGAAUGUAACUAAUUACUAUAUCAAUGUUACUGUAAAAU
Molecule: messenger RNA, 7381 nt
Organism: Scleropages formosus (Asian bonytongue)
Lineage: Eukaryota; Metazoa; Chordata; Actinopteri; Osteoglossiformes; Osteoglossidae
Gene: macf1b
Product: microtubule actin crosslinking factor 1b
Exons: 40
Coding region: 1-5910 (1969 amino acids)
Biological process (GO): intermediate filament cytoskeleton organization; wound healing
Cellular component (GO): membrane; cytoplasm; intermediate filament
Molecular function (GO): microtubule binding; calcium ion binding; structural molecule activity
Source: RefSeq, a predicted model, not a curated record